This is a messenger RNA of Brassica napus (rape), 1493 nucleotides long. RefSeq names its product brassinosteroid-responsive RING protein 1-like. The coding region runs from base 807 to 1181 and encodes 124 amino acids. Gene Ontology annotation, biological process: protein ubiquitination. The transcript has a single exon. The record is from RefSeq and is a predicted model, not a curated record. Lineage: Eukaryota; Viridiplantae; Streptophyta; Magnoliopsida; Brassicales; Brassicaceae. Gene Ontology annotation, molecular function: ubiquitin protein ligase activity.
GGGAUGGAUAGUCCGAUAAAGCCCAAACCUGUAGAGCAGGGGGACAUUCAAAAAGAAGAUGAUUAAUCGACUCCACUGGGCCAGCACAUCUAGGACAACUCCUAUCGGUGCCCAGGUGUCUAUACAUGAGCCUUUCGGCAGUCGCCACACAACCCGAGAUAACCUGCCACAAAAAAUGCUUCAUCUUACUUGGGGCCUUUAUCUUCCACACAUGACUCUGUAGGCUCGUGAUACUUGGUUCCAAAACCCCUUCCUGUGAAAGACUCAACUUGGUCAUCCGGAGUAGGUUAUAGCCGGUUUUAACUGAAUAAACUCCUGAUUUUGUGUGGUUCCAAACAUAUCCAUCCGGAACACGAGAGCGAGGAAGUUUCAGCCCAAGUAUCAAAUGGAUAUCAUCUGGGUGAAAGAACUCACGUAAAAGUUGUAUAUCCCACUCCUUGGUAUCAUUCCUAAUAAAGGACUGAACAAGAAGUUGGGGUAGUCUGUAUACAAUGUGGUCGGCGGGUCUAGGUGGUCGAGCCACUGUAUCUGGAACCCAAGACUCACUCCAAACCCUCGUAUCUUGACCUGUGCCGAUCGUUUUCCGUAAGCCAGAUAUGAGUAGAGGUUUUGCUGCCAUGAUACUACGCCAUCCAUAUGAUGGUGAGUAUGUACGUCUAUCUUCCAAAGGAGAAGUGUGAUUAUAGUACCUUCCUUUUAGCACACGCGCUAAUAAGGAGUUCGGGUAAUGAAUUAGUCUCCACAAUUGUUUUGCAAGAAGCGGUUUCUUUCUUUCUUAUCCAUCAUUCUUUAAAAAGAAAGGUAACAUGGGCUUUUCCUACGGCGGCACCGGAAUUAUAAUCGUGGGAGUUAUUCUGAAUGAUUUUAUGAGAGCUGUUUGUUCUUUUCUUGUUCCAACUCGUUUGUUUGGGGCUUAUUCUUCGGCCGCCAUAAACAAGAAGAUUCCAAUGGACGAUAUGCUUCCGGCGACGAAGUUCAAGGAUAUGUCACGGAUGGAUCCGCCGGAGAGCUGCCGGAUAUGUCAAGAUGAGUUCGAUGGUGGCGACCAGGUCCGGUGUUUAAGGAACUGCGUUCAUGUUUUUCACAAGACGUGUAUUGACCGUUGGAUCCAUGACGAUAAAAUGACAUGUCCUUUGUGUAGAACCCCAAUAAUUCCUGAUUUCUAUUUUCUUCGCUUGUAAAAAAUUUAAAUAGCUAAAACUAAAAAGAGAUACAAUAAUCGUUAGAAACAAAAAAAAUAUAUAUAUAUAUAUAUAUAUAUUGGUUUAUCAUUUUUAAGCUUGGUUACACGCCAUAUUACCAACCAAAAUUUUUAUGAUUCAGGUAUUAAAAAGGGAGAAAAUUGGAUAAACAACAACAACAACCAAGGGAAAUAUAGGCCUUAAUUCAUAUGUUAUGUGUGAUUGUGUAAACAAAACACUAUUCAAUCAUUAGUAUAUUGGGCCAUUACUGAAGAAGCCCACAUGGAAUUUCAGAGGCCGAGAGAACCGAAC